AUGUUCGCCAUCUACAAGGCAUCUGUUGACCCUGAACCUGGAGAUUUGAUUGAGAUAUUCCGAGGUAUUUAUGCACACUGGGCCAUCUAUGUUGGGGAUGGAUAUGUCAUCCACUUAACUUCAGAUGGACCACCUGAUUCAGCAUCAGUGAUUGCAUCCUCCAGCUCAGCGGGCUAUGGUGUGGUUAAAAAAGAGCGCCUCAUUGAUGUUGCUGGAUGGAAUCGCUACAAAGUCAACAACGAGUCUGAUGCCAAAUGGAAACCUUUACCUGUUAAGGAGAUAUUAAAAAAUGCUGAAGCUCAGGUUGGGAAGAGAAGGAAUUACAGUGUAACAACAGCAAAUUGUGAACACUUUGUCAAUGAGCUUCGAUACGGAAAAUCUGUAUCAUAUCAGGUCCAUCAUUUUGGUGUACUUGGUAUUCCUGCAGUGGCUGCUGCUGCUGUUGUUGGUGGUGCUGCUGUUGUUGGUGGUGCUGCUGUUGUUGGUGGUGCUGCUGUUUGUUCACCUGCUGCUGCUGGUGCUGCUGUUGUUGGACUUAUUGGAUAUGGUAUUAGAGCUCUACGUUUUUGAUUUGCAAAAUCUUGAUCAUUUCAAGGGUGAUUAAUACAUCACGACGUGUUGAAUAACUGUGUGUAUCUGUUCUGUUCCAUGUCACAAUUUUACACU
Messenger RNA from Hemiscyllium ocellatum (epaulette shark), 666 nucleotides. Its product is annotated as phospholipase A and acyltransferase 3-like. Gene Ontology annotation, biological process: N-acylphosphatidylethanolamine metabolic process. Gene Ontology annotation, cellular component: cytoplasm. The coding region runs from base 1 to 570 and encodes 189 amino acids. Gene Ontology annotation, molecular function: A2-type glycerophospholipase activity; glycerophospholipid phospholipase A1 activity. The transcript has 4 exons. NCBI's taxonomy places the organism in Eukaryota, Metazoa, Chordata, Chondrichthyes, Orectolobiformes, Hemiscylliidae. The record is from RefSeq and is a predicted model, not a curated record.